AUGGUCGCAAGUCAAGCCGCCCAGGCCGCCAAGAACAAGGCUCGUCAGCUCAUGUGGAAGAACUGGUAUGCUCCCGAAGUUCUUCCCAUCUACGUUAUCACUGGUCUCGCUGCUGGUGGCGCCACCUGGUACCUGAGCCGACUCGCGCGCGGCCCGGACGUCAUCUGGGACCGAAAGAACAACCCCACCCCUUGGAACAACGUCGAGCCCGGCACCAACACCAAGAUGAUGUCGGUCAACCAGCAGUUUGAGAAGCAGUACAAGCGCGACCGUCUCUAG
Molecule: messenger RNA, 279 nt
Organism: Kalmanozyma brasiliensis GHG001
Lineage: Eukaryota; Fungi; Basidiomycota; Ustilaginomycetes; Ustilaginales
Product: NADH-ubiquinone reductase complex 1 MLRQ subunit
Exons: 3
Coding region: 1-279 (92 amino acids)
Source: RefSeq, a predicted model, not a curated record